GAAAGGCGAAGCACUACUCCGCAAGGGUUCUGUGUUAUAAAACAAUGCAAAAUCUUAGAUGUUUUAGCCACAUUUUUAGAGCACAACCUGUUCCUAUAUUACAUUGUUCAGUAGCAUCAAAGCAUAUUGAUUACUCACUUGUGCCUAAAAUAAAUGAAUCAGACUUGACAGAGCAUUUUGUUAGAGGGGGAGGCCCUGGUGGUUCUGCUGUCAAUAAAAAUGCAAACUGUGUAGUUUUAACCCACAAUCCUACAGGAACAGUAAUUAAAUGUCAUAUUAGUAGAUGCCAGGAUGAGAAUAGAAAACUAGCUAGAGAAAUGUUAAUUGCCAAGUUAGAUAAAGUUUUAAAUGGAGAAGACAGUGUUGCCGCUCAAAAAAGAAGAUUGCAAGAAGAAAAACUUAAGAAAAACGAAUAUAAAAGAAAGAAAAUGGCAGAACUUAAGGAGGAAUGGAAGAAACGAGAAGGCUUAGUUUAAUUAUUAUUCAUUUUAGU
Messenger RNA from Papilio machaon (common yellow swallowtail), 493 nucleotides. Its product is annotated as mitochondrial translation release factor in rescue. Gene Ontology annotation, molecular function: translation release factor activity. Gene Ontology annotation, biological process: translational termination. Bases 45 to 476 code for a protein of 143 amino acids. The transcript has 2 exons. Gene Ontology annotation, cellular component: mitochondrion. The record is from RefSeq and is a predicted model, not a curated record. Lineage: Eukaryota; Metazoa; Arthropoda; Insecta; Lepidoptera; Papilionidae.